AUGAAUGCUUUUUACAGCAAAUUAGAAGUUUAUCAAAAUCAUUUUAAAACUCACAAUAAAAGUCGAGAACUUUCGGUUCACACUUCAAAAGUUCAUUCUGUGGGAUGGAGUUGCGACGGCAAAAAAUUGGCAUCAGGUUCAUUUGACAAGUGUGUUUCUGUUUGCACAUUAGAUCGGGAAAAACUAAAUAAAGAUUUCACAUUUCGAGGACACGGAGCCAGUGUUGAUCAAUUAUGCUGGCACGCUACACAUCCAGACCUCUUAAGUACUGCAAGUGGAGAUAAAACCGUUAGAAUUUGGGACGCAAGAAGUCAAAAAUGUGUAACCAUAGUAGAAACUAAAGGCGAAAACAUAAACAUAACAUGGGCUCCUGAUGGUGGUACAAUUGCUGUAGGCAAUAAAGAAGAUUUAGUUACUUUUAUAGAUGCCAGAACACAUAAAAUAUUAGCUGAAGAACAAUUUCAUUUUGAAGUAAAUGAAAUAUCUUGGAAUAAGGACAGUGAUUUAUUUUUUUUAACAAACGGUCAGGGUUGUGUUCAUAUUUUAAGUUAUCCUGAUUUAGAACUACAGCACAUACUUAAAGCUCAUCCAGGUACUUGCAUUUGCAUUGAGUUUGAUCCGAAUAAGAAAUAUUUUGCGACUGGAUCAGCUGAUGCUUUAGUUUCUUUAUGGGAUGUAGAAAAUUUAGCUUGCUUAAGAACAUUUUCUAGAUUGGAUUGGCCAGUAAGAACUAUAUCAUUUUCAUAUGAUGGAAAAUUAUUGGCUAGUGCUUCCGAAGACUUACUCAUAGACAUAGGAGAAGUAGAAACAGGUGAAAAAGUUAUUGAUAUACCUGUGGAAGCGGCAACAUUUACAGUUGCUUGGCAUCCCAAACAAUAUUUAUUAGCAUAUGCAUGUGAUGACAAAGAUGCAUAUGACAGAAAAAGAGAUGCAGGCACAUUAAAAGUAUUCGGUUUUUCUACAGAAUAA
Messenger RNA from Pediculus humanus corporis (human body louse), 969 nucleotides. RefSeq names its product THO complex subunit, putative. Gene Ontology annotation, biological process: mRNA export from nucleus. Lineage: Eukaryota; Metazoa; Arthropoda; Insecta; Psocodea; Pediculidae. Bases 1 to 969 code for a protein of 322 amino acids. Gene Ontology annotation, molecular function: protein binding. The record is from RefSeq and is a predicted model, not a curated record. The transcript has a single exon. Gene Ontology annotation, cellular component: THO complex part of transcription export complex.